ACACACACGUACUCAAAUCUAAACUCCCGAACAUCACCGCCGCUCUCGUGGAUAAUUAUCGUACCCGAUGUUUCCUCAUUUUCAACAACACAAAUUCAACGAGAACGCGUAUUGCGUUCGUUCUCCUUGUAUAUAGACUUCGUGGUUUUUCGUUUUCGACCUAUCACAUAUAGCUCACAUAACAGAUUUAGUGUCUUUUUACCACAUUACUAGCAAGAAACUGUUCAGUAACGUAGCUAUAUACAGGCUCCAUGUGCUCAGUCGUGUUGUGGCUACAUGAUGAUAGUUACUGGGUAUAUAUGGUGGCAUUAGAGAUACGCAUGAGCACCGAUUUGAUUUUAAAAGUGAUUUAUGUGGAAUAAAUACAAUCAUUUAUAAUAAUAAUAGAAAAAUAUAACAUUUAUUUACAAACGCGUUAUUAUCUGUUUCACAGUUACAUUUAUUUAUAAUAAUGGUAAUUAAGAGAGAGAGAAGAGAGAGUAUACAUUAGGAAGUUAUAUUUAUCAUUAACAUUGCCAAUGAAUAUUUCCAAAUGAUAUAAUCAUUAAUGUUCUCUCAUAUUUUUACUCAGUCUCAUUGAAUUUAAGUGCAUUGUUUAUUGUUGUUAAACUUUGAUAUAAAUUUAAAAAAAAAUAAUGACCGCUGUAUCAGCGUCUUUUCAUGAAGGAGAUGAUGAAGUGGAAGAUGACAAUGAUGCAAAUGAUUAUAAUCCACAAGCAAAGUUAAUUAAAACAUUAGAAAGAAAUGGAAUUACAGCAGGUGAUAUUAAAAAAUUAGAAGAAGCUGGUUAUCAUACCGUAGAAGCAAUAGCAUACGCCCCAAAGAAACACCUUAUUUGUAUCAAAGGUAUUAGCGAAGCUAAGGCAGACAAAAUAUUACAAGAAGCAUCUAAAUUAGUGGUAAUGGGUUUUAAGAGUGCUACAGAGAUACAUCAAAUGCGUGCAAAUAUUGUUUAUGUUUCUACUGGUUCUACUGAGUUGGAUCGAUUAUUAGGUGGAGGAAUUGAAACGGGUUCUAUCACAGAAAUUUUUGGAGAAUUUAGGACAGGAAAGUCUCAAUUAUGUCACACGUUAGCUGUAAAUUGUCAAUUACCUAUAGACAUGGGAGGAGCAGAAGGUAAAUGCCUUUACAUAGAUACAGAAGGAACGUUUAGACCAGAAAGAUUAAUUGCUGUUGCCGAAAGAUACAAAAUCGCUGGCGAUUCUGUUCUUGAUAAUGUCGCCUGUGCUAGAGCUUAUAAUACGGAUCAUCAAACUCAGUUAGUAAUACAAGCCAGUGCUAUGAUGACAGAGUCCCGAUAUGCUAUGUUAAUUGUCGAUAGUGCAACAGCUCUUUAUCGUACUGAUUAUUCUGGUAGAGGAGAAUUGUCAGCUAGGCAAAAUCAUUUAGCCAGAUUUUUGAGGAUGUUACUGCGAAUAGCAGAUGAACAUGGCGUAGCUGUUGUUAUAACUAAUCAAGUAGUAGCUCAAGUCGAUGGUGCAGCUUCUAUGUUUGGUGGUGAUCAAAAGAAACCAAUUGGUGGUAAUAUCAUAGCGCACGCAAGUACGACUAGAUUGUAUUUACGUAAAGGUAGAGGAGAAACGAGAAUAUGUAAGAUUUAUGAUUCACCUUGUUUACCAGAAAGUGAAGCAAUGUUUGCUAUAAAUGCAGAUGGUAUAGGAGAUGUAAAAGAAUAAUACAUUUUGCUUCAGUAGAGUAUAUUUUUGAUAAUGUAACAAUAAUAAUAGUUUAAAAGUCUGUUAAACUCUGUAUUUCUUAAAAUAAAUUAUACAUUGUUUUUU
Molecule: messenger RNA, 1781 nt
Organism: Polistes canadensis
Lineage: Eukaryota; Metazoa; Arthropoda; Insecta; Hymenoptera; Vespidae
Product: DNA repair protein RAD51 homolog A
Exons: 2
Coding region: 636-1676 (346 amino acids)
Biological process (GO): mitotic recombination; DNA recombinase assembly; reciprocal meiotic recombination
Cellular component (GO): condensed nuclear chromosome
Molecular function (GO): ATP-dependent DNA damage sensor activity; ATP hydrolysis activity; DNA strand exchange activity
Source: RefSeq, a predicted model, not a curated record